Messenger RNA from Morone saxatilis (striped sea-bass), 7153 nucleotides. It is a transcript of the gene gpc6a, whose product is annotated as glypican 6a. NCBI's taxonomy places the organism in Eukaryota, Metazoa, Chordata, Actinopteri, Moronidae. The coding region runs from base 363 to 2171 and encodes 602 amino acids. Gene Ontology annotation, biological process: cell migration; regulation of signal transduction; regulation of protein localization to membrane. The transcript has 9 exons. The record is from RefSeq and is a predicted model, not a curated record. Gene Ontology annotation, cellular component: extracellular region; cell surface; synapse.
CAGUACGCGCCCCUGGAUUCGAGCAGCUGAAGUCGCAGCCACUCCACUCCAUGUUUUGCCCUGCCCUUGUGCGCUCUGCUCGCUGUGCAGCGUGUGUCUCCGUUGCAUUUCGCCUUUCUUCACACUGACACUGAACACAAGGUGCUGGUUGUGUGUGCGGGAGAAGUUGUUGGCACAGAGAGCACCAGGUAGCAACUGUCUUCUUCCAACGGAUUUGUUUAAGCUGGAAGCAAUCGGGACUCGCCGGGUUCUUCUUUUUUCUUUUUCGAGGUGGAAGAUAGGAAGCUUUUUGCAAUGAGGCGGACGUACCAGAAUCUAAAGUGAGGAGUGAUUUUUAUUUUUAUUUUUUAUUUUUUGUUUUAAUGAACAUCUACCACCCUGCUCACCGGAGAAAUCUCUCACUUCAGCCCUUUUGGAUAUCUAGUUUUCCCCCCCCCCCACGGAGGUCGUUAUUUCCCUGUGAAACAUUAUCAAGGAUUUCACUGAUGUAUGCGAUGUGGAGACUGCAAGUCGCCUUAUGUACUCUGUCGGUGCUGCUGUCCCUGUCAUCUGCUGGUGAAAGCAAAGCGCGGAGCUGUAGCGAGGUUAGGCAAGCUUAUAACGUUAAAGGAUUCAGCCUCGUCAAUGUACCUCAUCAGGAAAUAUCAGGUGAGCACCUGCGUGUCUGUCCUCAGGGAUACACGUGCUGCACAUCCGAGAUGGAGGACAAACUCAACCAGCAGAGCAAACUGGAGUUCGAGAACUUGGUUGAGGAGAACAGCCACAAUAUGAGGACGACAUUUGUCUCGAGGCAUAAAAAGUUUGAUGAGUUUUUCUUGGAGCUGCUGGACAAUUCUGAGAAGUCUCUCAACAGCAUGUUCACACGGACAUACGGGAAGCUGUAUAUGCAGAACUCAGAGGUGUUCCAGGACCUGUUUACUGAGCUAAAGCGCUACUACACAGGGGGCAACGUCAACCUGGAGGAGAUGCUGAAUGACUUCUGGUCCAGGCUACUGGAGCGCAUGUUCCAGUUACUCAACUCCCAGUACCACUUCACAGAUGACUACCUGGAGUGCGUCAGUAAAUAUACAGAUCAGCUAAAGCCUUUUGGAGAUGUGCCCAGGAAGCUGAAAGCCCAGGUCACCAGGGCCUUCAUCGCUGCACGGACGUUUGUCCAGGGGCUAAUGGUGGGUCGGGAGGUUGCCAACAGGGUCGCUAAGGUGAAUGUAGUUCCUGCAUGUGUCAGAGCCUUGACCAAGAUGCUGUACUGUCCAUAUUGCCGUGGCAUGCCCGGGCUGAAACCCUGUCACAACUACUGUCACAACGUUAUGAGGGGCUGUCUGGCGAACCAGGCAGACCUUGACGCUGAGUGGAACCUCUUCAUCGAUGCUAUGUUACUGGUGGCAGCCAGACUGGAGGGACCCUUCAACAUUGAAGCAGUUAUAGAGCCAGUUGACAUCAAGAUCUCUGAGGCCAUCAUGACCAUGCAGGACAACAGCAUGCAAGUUUCAGCUAAGGUUUUUCAAGGGUGUGGCCAACCAAAGCCAUCAGGAAUAGGCAGGUCUGCACGCGGCAUCUCAGAUGUGUUCAGCACUCGUUUCAGACCCUACACCCCUGAAGAGAGGCCAACCACAGCAGCAGGAACAAGCCUGGAUAGACUGGUGAUUGACAUCAAAGAGAAAUUGAAGGAGUCCAAGAGGUUCUGGUCCAACCUGCCAGAUGACAUCUGUGCCAAGGGCAAGCUCGCAGAGUCUGACGAGGAGCAGUGCUGGAACAGCCACACUAAGGGCAGAUAUUUCCCUGAAGUGGUGAAGGAGGGUCUAACCAACCAGGUGAACAACCCAGAGGUGGAUGUGGAUAUCACCAGGCCCGACACACUGAUACGACAGCAGAUCAUGGCUCUUCGUGUCAUGACCAACAAGCUAAAAAAUGCCUACAAUGGCAAUGACAUCUACUUCCAGGACUCAAGUGACGAGGGCAGCAGUUCUGGCAGUGGCAGCGGCUGCUCUGACGGCUGCACAACAGAGUUUGUUUUUGUUGGAACAGAGGCUCCUGUGAUCGGAGCCGACAGAAGUGAUGAACGUGCAGCAGCAGCAGCCGCAGGCAAGUCACUUUCUCGCGGACCUUCCCUAAUGUUGGUGAUAGUCGCCCUCACAAUCCCACUCUGGGCAAUGAAGACUCAAUGGAGAUAAUAUAUGGGUGUGGCCUGAUCACUGACUUUUAUACUGUUACAUACAGUAUGUUCAACAGCAAGUUCUACUGCUGUUCCCUCACUGGACAUGUAGAACCUUCUGGAAACCUGUCGAGAACUUACUGUGUGGUAUGGUAGGACUGGAAGUUUGUGCAGUGCUGCAUCCUGCUCGUCCCCCAAAGAAUGCUUGGUGCCAUCAAUGAACCAGCUUUCACAUCUCUGAAAAAAGAUAAUGUGGUAUUUUCGCAUUAUUCUAAAGUGGGGUUUGAAGAACAUGCUUCUGUUUUAGACAGUGAAAACCACUGGAUCUGAUUUUUCAGAUAAAAGGGGAAUCUAUUUUUCUUUUCCUUUGUAUGAUGAAGUUGUGAAAACGAGACAAAAUCCAUUUUAUCCUAUUAGUCUUGUCCCCCUCAAACAAAAAGGAGAAAGUCUUACUGUGUGCAUGCAUGGAAAUGAUGUUAACUGACAAAAAACAUUAUUUUUUUUUUUUUUUUAAAUGCAGGCUACACAGUUUUGGAUUGGUUGGUACAGGAUUGUAAAGUGCUAGCAGUUCACCUGGUUUCCCGUUUGGUCAUAUCAGUGUGGCUUCAGGAAGCAGCAGUUCUUACAGCCACUUUAUAGUUGCACAUUUAAUUAUCUCUAAAAAAGUGCUAAUGUACUGCACUAAGAGAACUACUUUGCACAGAUUAUUUUUGUUGGCUUCAUAAGUUUAUAAAGCUACAGGAAACAUCCACCCCAUAGAGAAAGAAGAUCUAUAUUUUCAGAUCAUUUAACUGAUUGUAUUGUACUUAUAAACAGUUGCAGUAUGUAUUUCACUGGAAGGUACUGUAAUGUAAUCUUACUGGUUUAGUUAAUCGCUUAAUUUUUUUAAAUAAAUGUAAUAUUUGUUUUUACAAACAAUUUGAUCAUGUGUAAAAUGAAAAAAAGAGAGUUUUUGCAACAACACUAAGCCAUUAUACUACAAUUGCCUGCUAACAAUAUUCAGUUACCUGAUUUACUCUUUUCAGUUUGGAUACUCAACAUCCUUUUUAUUUCUCAGAGGACUAUUAGUAAUAUUAGGUAAGUGUUAACAUUUUGACUUAUUUUCCUGGCUCCCUUGCUUUAAUAAUUUAUGAUUAUGAUUUAUUGUGUUUGUUUAUGUCAUUUGUUUAUAUAACACAUAAGAAAGGUUACCCAUUCAUUGUAACCCUAGUCCUGUGAGCUCACAUGCAGCCCUCUGACUGGGGCUGCAGGUUUACCUAAUUCCAACCUAAGAUUUGGCCAAUCAGAACCACCCCUAAAACCUAAAAACUACAGGUUGUAUGAGUGGUAAUUUUUCUUAAGAGCAUGUACCAAGCCAGCAAAAGAAGCAAGGUGCCAAGGUUUGAGGGCUCUGACUGUACUCUCAUAACUAGGGUUACUAUUCAUUCACCUUCAUUCCAUCUCCUACAGGUUUUGACCUCAAACAGGCUCUAGAGGUUUCAAGGAGCAAAGCCAAUAGUUUGCACCCCACCAACAUAACUUGAUGGCUGUGACCUCUUGUUACACAGAAAAGACAGGUCCCAGAAAUGUUGCAGGGAUAUUAUAGAAACAAACAAAGGGGCAAAUGUUCACUGUUCCACAAAAGAGGGCUGUUGAGGCAGCCACCCUCAUGCUGGAGUGUGGCUGGAGGAUCCAAUCCCAUCAGCUCAUAAGCACCUGAAAUGCUUUCAUAUAGCCAAUAAGCACGGCUCUUGUCUUAAUAGGGGCCUUCCCCCAAAUCCAUCGCUGUGACAAAGUGACAGCAGCUGUGAGCAUCUCAGACCACACACUUCCUGUAGCAUAAGCCAGCAUGAGGCGAGAGAGAAAAUAGCAUUAAUCUGCACCCUCCAAAACCUGAAAAAAUAUCUGAUGUUCUUAGGCACAAAUGACAGGUGCGGGUGAAGUGCAGUGCUUUUGUGGUCCCUUCAAAUGAGCACACAACUAGAGUAGACUGAUAUCCACAUUGCCACAUUUUGCAUCAGCAAUCUGGUUGUCUUCACAGACAGCACCUUAAGGGAAAUCUUGCCUCAGUGGGCUCACAUGACUCAGAAGAGAGACCCCCCCCGAGCACCACAGGCAGCUCCCACUGCAGAACAGAUGGACAACCAUUUGACCUCUGCUGCCUCACUCCCUGCAGAAACUGCUUUAGGAGAAGGUGACUAAACAGCAGCCUUCCACCAAAACUAGCAUGAUACAAUUAAACCAAUGAUGCGUAAACUUUAAUUGCAAAAUGCGGCAGGCUUCUAUCCAACCGAAGCCUGAGGAAAGACAACAUUGAGGUCCUCCCCACUGUCAAACUGCCCAGUGUAGUAAACCAAUGCAUGGACAGACAGUGUGUUUCCAUCAACCAGUUUUUUGUAUAUUUUCAAUUAAAAACUGAAAACACCAGAUAUUGUUAAAACAUUUUUACUCUGUGCUGAGGUCAAAAGUUGGCGUAUAGAUUAAAACAAAAUGCAAUGAAAGUGCAAUGGAAAGAGAGUCGAAAAACAAAAACCUUCCUAAAAAUGCAUGAAACAAACAUAAAUGCCCAUUUCCAUCACAUUUUCCACAUGGUUUCCAUCGUUUAAAAGUUUGACUGCUGCUCUUUUACGUCAUCUCAACAUCUUGACUAGAGUAGACUCGAGCUAGUAUUAAGAUAUUGUGAAAACCAUCACUACCAACAUAUUAAUAUCAGUAUCACAACCAAGACAUAGUCACUGAAGAGGAAGACAUCGGUAAUAAAAUUAUAAAGGAAUAAAGGAAUUACUUUACACACAGUCCAGGAUGCUAAAAGGAAACCAAGAUAGUCUUAGGAAUGGAUGCGAAAAAAGUGAACCAGUACUCAACAGUAAAGCCAGGCAGCAGAAUUGAGAGAUGACAACUAAGAACAUAAUCUGCUGAGAAGUGGUUACCAGCGGAAAAGUGGGAGACCUCCUCAACAUAAGUUGAGGUGUGGAAAGAGCUAAAAUGGGGCCAUGUACCAUUCAUCCAGCCACAUACUCCACUACACAGUGAUACUUGAGGGGAAGGAGGCCAUCUUCAUCUCAUCAAAUUCAUAUUGUUGUCCCUGUUACUCAUUCAGUCUAUAUGAAAGUAGAUGCUUGGUUAGAAGGCAAUAAGUAUUUUUAAGAUCUGGGUCAGUGAAUUGGCUGAUUGGCUAAAAAAAGUACAUACAGAUAUCUGUGCAUACAGCAGGGGUGACUAAGCAAGCCUUUUGAGCCCAUUCAAGGUCAAAGCCUGUAUGAGAUAAGAUGAACAGGAGGAGGUGCAGGGGAAACUAAACACACAAACACAUUUUACUCACCUCUCAAAAUCUAAAAUGGUGUUUAUACAGAAGUUAUAUGGGUUACAGUCUAGUGCCAUUUUCUCUUGGAUAUUUUUGGUUUGCCCAUGUGGCCUCUGCCAGAUCAUGGUAUCUUAACAUGAGCACAGAGAGCCCACCACCAACUGUGUUCAAUUCAUUAGCAAAAGCACUGACUGGUGCUGUUUCAGGGGGUCAGACAGAUGAGACAGAUGGGAGGUAGUUAAACAGGAUGGAUGUCCAGCAGUAACUAUUUAUAACUUGCUGAAUAUUGAAUAAAAUACAAUUAAAGUAACUAGCUGUCAGUGCUGAUGUGCAGCAACGGUUAUCCUGAUCGGUUAGGAUUCCCCCACCCAGGAGUACAGUCCUGGAUAGCAGAUAAUUGCACUGAAGGAGGUUUCAUGUAAAAAUCAUGCUCUGUUACAUGGGACCGUGAUAUUUAAAUUUUAGGUUUAAACGUUUACAUUGCUCAGAGAAUAUAUCUACACCUGUUGCAGAACGCUCUGACUUUUAGAACUAAAACACAAAUAGAUGUUUUGUCAGCACUUUUAUUUUGGCAUAAAGUGCAUUGUCGUAUUGAUUUAAUUGGGCAGUAACAGAGUUGCAUUCAUCUCACCUUUGUGUCACCAUUCUGUAAUUGGUAAAUGAAAUAAAUAUACAACAGGAUGAGAAAAGUUGAUUAGAAGUGCAAGUUACUGUGUUAUAUUGCUGCAGUCAAAUAUAUAAACUCAGUUUACAAGUAUUAAAGAACAUUGUGGAAGCAGAUAUUUCUGAGUCAGGGUUGGAAGUGAGGCGGAACAAUCAGUACAGUGUGUGUGUUCAAUAACAAGGCAGGAAGUUAGCCGUCUGGCUUCAGAUACUGGCAUUGUUUAAGCUUUGGCACGGCUGCCUCCUCACUGAGGCUUAACGACUACAUUUUUGAAAGUGUAAAAACUCAGUCAGCAUCUGCAGCCAUACAAAAGGUCCAAUGCACCCGUAAGCGCCUCUACACGAUUUGUGAUUUCAACAAGAGUUUUGGAUGAGUAAGGCUAAGGCAGGUCUUUACUGGUGUUCCUGAAAGAAAGUACAUUAAAAAAAUUCUGUUUCAGAAGUAGGUUGAAUUUUUCCAAAGAGCUUGUAUCGGUACAAACAACAGUCUCCUCUCAUUACAACGAGAGGAAUGUUCAUGCCAUUUUCCACUGCCUUGUGUAUUCCUCUGUCUCUCCUGACAAGCUACAUUAUCCUGGUCAGACAUACAGUAUCACUGUCUGAGAUGCUUCAGUGCUUAAGUUAAUUUGUCGGUGAGCCAUAUGUAUUUUUUCUUUUGUCUCGUUCAUUCUCUUUGGCAUUUGAAAAAAUUGAAAAAAAAAAAAGAAUAAAAUCCUGGUUGACUGAAGUUUUUUUACAGAAUGUUUAGAACAAAAUGUGUUAUGCAAGGUCAUUUUGAUGUUAAUCGUUUGCUGCACUUUUGCUAAAACAUAUGCUGUGAGUGUGGUACUGUUGUGAUUUGCAAAAUCAGAUAACUAUGGAGCACAUUAAGAUAUUUGGAGCUGUCGGUGCACGGUGUUUGAAGUGUUUUGGGGGAACUGAAGUUGAUGGUUAUACAAGCAGACAUGCCUUACCAUUUUUAAAAGACUAAAAUGGAUUGCUUAUUUGGCUUUUGUUACACAUUCUUGUAUACAGAAAAUAAUACAAAGGUAAUAAUAAACAUUUUAUUAAAAAAA